This is a messenger RNA of Culex pipiens pallens (northern house mosquito), 2537 nucleotides long. RefSeq names its product phosphatidylinositol-binding clathrin assembly protein LAP (gene lap). Gene Ontology annotation, biological process: synaptic vesicle budding from presynaptic endocytic zone membrane; clathrin-dependent endocytosis; clathrin coat assembly. Gene Ontology annotation, cellular component: clathrin-coated vesicle; extrinsic component of presynaptic endocytic zone membrane; clathrin-coated pit. The coding region runs from base 96 to 2075 and encodes 659 amino acids. Gene Ontology annotation, molecular function: phosphatidylinositol-4,5-bisphosphate binding; 1-phosphatidylinositol binding; SNARE binding. Lineage: Eukaryota; Metazoa; Arthropoda; Insecta; Diptera; Culicidae. The transcript is spliced from 14 exons. The record is from RefSeq and is a predicted model, not a curated record.
UCCUCUGAGUUGAGAGUGCAUUUAGUCAAGUUUUCGGAGGCAGUAGGCAGAUAAAGUAGUGAAAUUUUAAUUCGAUAAUAAUACAUAGCACUAAAAUGGCAGGACAGACAAUAAACGAUCGCCUCCUAGCAGCACGCCAUAGUCUUGCUGGUCAGGGUCUGGCCAAAUCCGUCUGCAAGGCCACAACGGAAGAAUUGAUCGGACCGAAGAAAAAGCAUCUGGACUAUUUGGUCCACUGCACCAAUGAGCCCAACGUUUCAAUUCCGCAUUUGGCUAAUCUGCUUUUGGAGAGAACGCAAAAUACGAAUUGGGUUGUCGUUUACAAGGGUCUGAUUACAACACAUCAUAUAUUGGCCUACGGCAAUGAGAGAUUCAUUCAGUACUUAGCAUCGAGCAAUUCUUCUUUUCAACUGAAUAGUUUUCUUGACAAGGGAGGAGUACAAGGUGCUGUUGGGGCAAGGAUUGGAUAUGACAUGUCUCCCUUCAUAAGAAGAUAUGCAAAAUAUUUAAAUGAAAAGGCGCUCUCUUAUCGUACUUGUGCAUUUGAUUUCUGUAAGCUGAAACGCGGAAAAGAAGAGGGUUCACUUCGCGUUAUGACUGCUGAGAAACUUCUGAAAACUUUGCCGGUUCUGCAAGCACAACUGGACUCGCUGCUUGAAUUUGAUUGUACAGCGAACGAUUUAACAAAUGGCGUUAUCAACAUGUGUUUCAUGUUACUAUUCAGAGAUUUAAUUCGGUUGUUUGCCUGCUACAAUGACGGCAUAAUCAACUUGCUAGAGAAAUAUUUUGACAUGAAUAAGAAACAGUGCCGGGACGCUCUGGAUUUGUACAAGAAGUUUCUAACUCGCAUGGACCGCGUUGGAGAGUUUCUGAAAGUUGCUGAGAAUGUUGGCAUUGACAAAGGUGAUUUACCAGAUUUGACAAAAGCGCCGAGUUCUCUCCUCGAUGCUCUCGAGCAACAUUUGGCAACACUGGAAGGAAGAAAAGGUUCUGCUGCGAAUACUCCUACCCAGUCAGCAAACAAUCAAAGAAACAUAAAGAGUGGAGUCACAGCCCUAUCUUCUACCAGUUCUUCUUUUGGAACCGCGGCCGCAUCUACUAAGUUUGAUAACCCAUCGAACGGUUCAAUUGAUGAUAACCUUAAAGCUCAGGUACUGGCCGAAGAGGAAGCAGCGAUGAAUCAGUACAAGUCGAAAGUGUCAUCGCCAAUAGCCGGUGGCAAUAGUGCAACAAUUACCAACCCAUUUCUGUCUUCACCUACUACUACUCCAAGUGCAGUCGAUUUGUUCGCUGGUGUCGAUGUUCAGCCUGCACCAAGCGCCACGAUUAAAACAUCCGAUGAUCUUCUUCAACUCGGCAAUCCCUUUGCAGACAUGUUUGGCGCUCAGCCAGCACCAGUGGCGGCUGCUCCGAUCGAAUCUCUCGCCUCCGUCAACGACUUGUGGACAAGCAAUGGCUUCAAUAGUACACCAGUUGCAAUGGGAUCACAGCCAGCACCGGUUGCAGCUAAUUUGACCGAUACAUUUGUUUCAGAAAACAACUUUACGUCAGUUUUUGGAAAUAAAGAUGCACUCGGAGAAAGCGCACCGUUAGCAACAACUGCUCAACAGCCAGGAAAGGUGCUCACAGGAGAUUUAGAUAGCUCAUUGGCAUCGCUGGCAGAAAGCUUAUCUAUCAAUAAAACGUCAUCGGCGCAAAUCAAAAAUGUUCAGUGGAAUUCUCCCAAAAACACAACAAAACCUGGAUCGGUUGGUUGGUCUCCUCAGCCACAGCCGGCGACAAAUCAAUCGGGAUACAAACCAAUGGCGCAAGGUAUGACAGUUUGCCCUGCUCCUAGCACUAUUCAACCAAUUAUUCACACUUCUUACCCCGUAGUACCAACGUACAUGUUGCAGCAGGGAAUGCCCCAAAUCAGGCCCAUGAUGAAUCCGAUGAUGGGAUCUCCACAACCUGCUGGCAUGGUUAUGCAACAGUCGCAGCCGCACGGUGUCAUUGGUCAAUCUCCGCUGCCACAGCCCACGCAACCCCCGGCUAGCGCGGCAAACAUUCAGCUGGACCCAUUCGGAGCACUCUAAAAACAAUAAGCAGCAAAUCCGGGCAUAAAUAUUAAAAUGCAAUAACUAUGUAGAUGUUGAACAAAACAAAACUUCACAUGAAUUCCCACAAUGACUAUUGAAUAAAUAAGUUCAUGUAUUCACGAUAUUCAUUGCUAACGAAAAACUUAAUGAUGAUAUUCAUGUAAGAUAUGCAUAUAUACCUAUGUUAUAAUGUGCGCCAAUGCAGCAUGGACGCAACUCAAUAUUUAAAUGUUAAUCAAAACUAUAAUAAAGAUGAUGUAAAAUAUCUGUUGUUUAUGAGUAUUGUACAAUAAUCACAAUAAACGAGCAACAAAAUGUGAAAUGUGAGAACAUAUUAUUAAUCAUAGAUGCUUCUAAAUAACUGAAAAUAGUGUCGCUUCUGGAAAAGUAUGUUGAUCGCUUAGGUUUUCCUACAAGUAGUUGUUUGGUUACGAAUAAACUUACGAUAUAUCAAGAAAA